AUGGGACAACGGAUUGUGGUCAGCGAUGUCAAUGAAUCCAUUCACUUUCUUCGUUACAAAAAACAUGUAUGUCUAAUUCUUCAAAGAAAUAUACGUUAAUUUAUAGGAUAAUCAACUGGUGGUCUUUGCGGAUGAAACGGUGCCGCGUUAUGUAACUUCUACUUGUAUCCUUGAUUACGAUACAGUAGCCAUUGCAGAUAAGUUUGGAAGCAUUGCAAUUGUAAGUUGCUAUUUAUGAGGUUUGGUUAAUUAACGCUUUCAGGUGAGAUUGCCGAAGGAUGUAAUCGAAGAAGUACAAGAAGAUCCAACUGGUGUAAAAGCGCUUUGGGAUCGAGGAAAUCUUAACGGCGCCUCUCAGAAGGUUGAAUAUUUGGCCAACUUUUAUGUGGGUGACAUGGUCACUACACUUCAGAAGACCAGUCUUGUGCCUGGAGCUGACGAUGCAUUGCUGUAUACAACAAUUGGAGGAGGUGUGGGGAUGCUUGUGCCUUUUCUCUCAAGAGAUGUAAGUGUCAUUCACGAGUCAAAGAAAGGGAUUCUUUAGGAAUUUGAAUUCUUCCAAACGAUCGAAAUGCAUAUGAGAGUCGAGUUCCCGCCAUUGUGUGGCCGAGAUCAUCUGGCAUAUCGAUCGUAUUAUGCACCUGUAAAAUCAGUUGUGGAUGGUGAUCUUUGUGAACAAUUUAGCAUGUUGUGUGCAGAGAAACAACGGGAAAUCGCACAUGCCUUCGACAGACCGGCAGCUUUUAUACUUCGAAAACUGGAGGAUCUCAGGACUAGGCACGCCUUCUAA
Bursaphelenchus xylophilus (pine wood nematode) is the source of this 790-nucleotide messenger RNA. Lineage: Eukaryota; Metazoa; Nematoda; Chromadorea; Rhabditida; Aphelenchoididae. The record is from the annotation of a GenBank genome assembly.